AUGUCACACUUCACCCUAAGCAUGGGCCAGGCCUCCGUCCAGAACAACGUCUCCAUGUGGAAGACCCUCUCCCAGUGCUACGACGAGAUCGCAAAGACCUUCUCCCUGCAAGACCCAGACUCCAUUAUCACAAACCCCGCCAGCAUCUCCGCCGUUGUGCACGCGACCUUCGAUCACGACGCCCACCAGCUCAUCGAGCAGGGCCACUCCUCCAUGAUCCACGGCAUCGACGACGUUACCAAGGCGCACAUGCUCGCCCAGGCCGUCGCCGGCAUGGUCGCCUUCUUCCGCAAGCUGGCCACGCACCACGAGCACGGCCCCGUGACGCAGGCCACCUUCGACCGCGACGUGCGGCGCUUCGCCGAGUGCGAGCUGCGCGCCGCCAUGAUCCGCAAAAUCGAGGAGAGCCGCAUCUUCGGCCGGUGCUAUACCAAGAGCCAGAUCGCGGAUCUCAUCAUGGACGCCGUCGAGGGCAAGGUCAACGACGCCGAGUUUGUGAGCGAGGACGAGUACCAGAACGCCAUCGGCUGGGCCACGGAGCUGCCGGCGAGGAAUAUGGGGCUGCCCUGGGGAUUCACCAUCAUGGCAUUGAACUGA
Messenger RNA from Colletotrichum aenigma, 597 nucleotides. RefSeq lists its product as uncharacterized. The transcript has a single exon. The coding region runs from base 1 to 597 and encodes 198 amino acids. The record is from RefSeq and is a predicted model, not a curated record. NCBI's taxonomy places the organism in Eukaryota, Fungi, Ascomycota, Sordariomycetes, Glomerellales, Glomerellaceae.